GGCGGAGGUGGCCAAGAGGAAGCAGCGGCAGGAAUAGCAGCGGCGGCAACGAGGAGCUUCUUGGCAGCGGCCUCCGAUGUGACAAGCUGCUGUUGUCAAAGAUGAAAAAUUGAAUUCUGACUUGACACCAUCCCGGACCUUCCGUAUUCCCCCCACUUUUUUUGGAGGAAGGGCAAAAAGCCCAUUGAAGAUGGCAACUUUGCCAGGUACCUCCGCCGGGCCUCCCCCGUCCCUGCCAGAUCCAGGAGUUGCCGUAUGGGAGUGGCAGGAUGAGUUCGGCAGGUGGAGGCCGUACCCAAGCGGCGUGUGCAGCUACAUCGAGCAGUCCUUCCAGGCUCUCAUGGCAAAAGGGAGGCAGUCGCUGCCCUCCUGGCCUGUCAACGGCAGCAUUCCUUUGGGGCAAGCGGAUUCCACGCUAGCACCUUACAUCAUCGACAUACCGAAUCUCACGCAGUUCCGGCAAGAUACAGGGACCAUGCGCUCUGUGCGCAGGCACGUUUUCCAGUUGGAUUCAGCCGCUGGGCAGGGAGUCGUCUGGGAGUGGCAGAACGAUGAGGGCGGCUGGUUCCCCUAUGAGAUGACCGUCUGCAUCUACCUGGAGCAAGCCUUCACGGUCAACACCCCCCAGGCAGAUCUCGGGCUCUUUGGCUACAAGUACAGCAUUGAUUUCAUCUCGCAGACCCAGACCAACAAGGCCACGGGCUACCAGCGGAGGAUCCGGCGGCGGGUGGACUCUCCCUACCCAGUCACCACAGUGACAGGGCCUCCUCAUGCAGGACCCUCAUGCACAUGCCAGCAGUGCUUGUUGAACAGUGGGACUGGCCCCAUUACAUCACGGUUUCGGCACUCCAUGGUGAACCUCCCUGGACCUUCCGCCGGAACUGCCCCCAGACCCUCUGCUGGGAAUCUGGGGGCUGGCAGGACAGUGGGGCUCACUUCCUCUCUGGUGGGCUUCGUGCCUUAUAACAAGCCAGCCCUGUCCGGAGCACGGUCGAUGCCAAGGCUGAAUGUACACAGUGCCGGGGCAGCGCCGCAGUCCGGAGCUGUCGCUGGGCCAAGCCCAGCAAACACCACAUCAAAAGGAGUCAGUGUCCCAAAGCUACCAGUGAACAUGUCCAGACCCAGCAAAGUGAGCCGAGCUCUGGCAGGCAUGAUGGCCUUUCUGAUGUCAGUCCCUGGAUUCCCUGUGCACCUCAGCCUGGCACCUCAGCCCGCCAGAGCCCCUAGAGCCUCUAAAAAACACAGCUCAGUUAAGGAGGGGAGGAGGAGAGAGCUCGCCAAAGGUGGCUCCAGCAAUCCUGAAGAAGUGGUUAAAAAGUAUUUGGAGGAGCUGAAGGCACCCCCUCUUGACGAGGAUUGCAUCAUCUGCAUGGAAAAACUAGGCGCCCCUUCGGGCUACAGCGACGCCUGCGAAAGCAAGACGAUCAGACCGGAGAGCGUGGGGAGGCUGGCCAAGUGCGCCCACACCUUCCACCUCCUCUGUGUGCUGGCCAUGUACACGAGCGGCAAUAAGGAUGGCAGCCUCCAGUGCCCGUCUUGUAAGACCAUCUAUGGGGAGAAGACAGGCACCCAGCCCAACGGGAAGAUGGACGUCUCCAUACUCUCCGAGUCCCUCCCGGGGAACGAGGACUGCGGCUCGAUACAGAUCACGUACCACAUUAACAGGGGCGUUCAGGGUCCAGAGCACCCCAACCCAGGCCACCCCUAUUCCGCAAGGGGCUUCCCACGCUACUGUUACCUGCCGGAUAACGAAAAGGGAAGAAAGGUCUUGGAGCUCUUGAAGGUGGCCUGGAGGAGAAGACUGAUCUUCACCAUCGGGACGUCCAGCACAACAGGAGAGAGCAACACUGUGGUGUGGAACGAGAUCCACCACAAGACAGAGAUGGACUCCAACAUCUCGGGGCACGGCUAUCCGGACCCCAACUACCUGGACAAUGUGCUGGCCGAGCUGGCAGCUCAGGGGGUCACGGAAGACUGCUUGAGACCCUGAUCACCCGCGUCAGCUGAAGCCGCGUCAGUCGGACGGAGCCUGCUCCUGCACCUUCGGACUGCAGGCACCCCCCUCGAGGGUCGCCGCCGCUACAGCCAGUCGCCCUUGUUGCCUUAAGCUCGCUUGCCCCCCUUUCUCUGAGCAAUAAUGCUGUCUCUGGCAUUGCCUGGUUGCAGGGAGGAGGUUUCUCUACUCCGUUUUGUAUCUUUCUAAGGGCUUAGCCCAGCCUGAAUGUACACAGCGAAGCCUUCUCCCUCCUGUAUAGAAGAAAUGCAUAAAAGGACAGUGACUUUAA
This is a messenger RNA of Zootoca vivipara (common lizard), 2285 nucleotides long. It is a transcript of the gene DTX2, whose product is annotated as deltex E3 ubiquitin ligase 2. Gene Ontology annotation, biological process: protein ubiquitination; Notch signaling pathway. Gene Ontology annotation, molecular function: zinc ion binding. The record is from RefSeq and is a predicted model, not a curated record. NCBI's taxonomy places the organism in Eukaryota, Metazoa, Chordata, Lepidosauria, Squamata, Lacertidae.